UCUACUUCUUCUUCUUCUCCAUCUCUCUCUCUCUCUCUCUCUCUCUCUUUCUCUGAUCAGAAAUCGGAAAUGGGCAAUCUGGCGCACCUCGAGAAAAUGGGCAGAGAACUCAAAUGCCCAAUAUGUUUGAGUCUGUUUAGUUCAGCCGUUUCGCUGAAUUGCAAUCAUGUCUUCUGCAACUCUUGUAUUGUGAAAUCAAUGAAAUCGGGUUCCAAUUGUCCUGUUUGUAAGAUCCCAUUUCAGCGGAGAGAGGUUCGCCCUGCUCCUCAUAUGGACAAUUUGGUUAGUAUUUACAAAAGCAUGGAGGAUGCUUCGGGUAUUAACAUGUUUAUGACUCAAAGUGCGCUGUCAGCUAAAUCAUCAGAUGGAAAGCAGCAAGCUGAAGAUGAGAACCCUGAUGAUCAAGAUCCUCCUAAACUUUCUCAGAAUAGAGCUGGGAACAGGAGAACCGUAAGAGGGAAAAGAUCAUGGAAAACUAAAUCCAAUCUAAAGAACUCUGAAUCUGUUUCAGUUAAGCCUUCAUUUCCAACCAAGAAAAGGGUUCAGGUUCCACAAUGUCCUCCUUCAGAAACCCCUACACAGCCUAAACAGUUACCGGGUGGUUUUAUUGAUGAAAAGUCGAAGCAGGAGUCUACAACACUAAAGGAGAAGCCUGUUUUAAAUGAAAAGGGAGAACUGGUGCUUUCACCUUUCUUUUGGUUGAGUGACAAAGAUGCUGAAAAUUUGAGUCAGCCUUCUAGUGGUGAUCAGCUUAAUGAUAUUCCAUCUCCCAAUGUUCCUACUUUCAGUGAUAUCAAGGACUCAGAUGAUGAAGACUGUUCUAGAUUGAGCCCACUGGGCAAAGUGCAGGGGAAAUCUUCCAAUGUUGCUGAUUUUUUUGAUAGUGAAAUGUUCGAAUGGACGCAAAGGCCGUGCUCCCCUGAGCUCUUUGCAAGUCCUUCUAAGAUGCAGGUUGUGGAUAGUGAUCAAAUUGAUAGAAUUCAAGUGAAGGAACUAAAAGAAGCUUUACUAAACAAGAAAAUAGGUGAACAAGUCACUGCUGAAAAAGAAAGGUCCAGAAAUUCUAGACAGAGUAGUGGAAACUUAAUCUUGCUGCCUGAUCUUCCACAUGAUAAAACUGAAUAUGCUAAUCAUCAAUUUCUUUGCAAGCCAUCUAACAAGAGAGGCAGACAAGCAAGAAAAAUAGCUAAAAGAAAGUGUGCUACAAGUCAUAUGGACCUGGUUGAGAAUAGUAGUGCUAAUUUGAAGGGUUCUGAAGAUUUUUAUCAAGAACACGGCUGCAAGAAUAGUGACAGUUCUAUGGCCAAGGCUGGCAAAAGGAAUAAGAAAGCUCAUCUGUCUCGGCUCGCAACUAAGCCAACAUGUGAAAGUGUUUGCAUCCUCUCUAUUGGUGCUGAAAGGCAGAAUGAAGGCAGUGCUGAGAAGGGGUUAACUGAAUUACCUACUUCACUAGAAAAGAAUGAAGGCAGUGAUGAAACUUUUGCCCAGGAGAAGGCUAAGAAAAUAUGUACGGAGAUAAAUGCCAAGAACCAGAUGUGUCGCUCUGUAAGGUCAAGGAAACAAAAGGUGGUCUCUAUGCCCAACAUACUUGAUGAGGUAUCGGAAAUCAAGAAGCAAGCAAAUAAGAAUACUACAACUGAGUCGUCCCAUGUAACUGUCCCUACAGAUGAUAACAGGAAAGUCUCUGACGUCAAGACUAUAUCCACAAAACUUGCUAGCGAAGCCAAGUCAUCUGAUCGAGAAUUGAAAUUCAACAAAAGGGUCAGAGUUUCCUCUGGUGAUGACUCAAAGGAUAAGGAGGUAUCAGAGAUCAAGAAGCAAGCAAAUAAGAAUGCUCCAACUGAGUUGCCCCUUAGAAAUCUCCCUACAAAUGUUAGCAGGGAACUAUCAGGAGUCAGAAAACGUGCUAGAGAAGCCAAGUCAUGUGAUCGAAAAACUACCAAAAAGUUGAGAGUUUCCUUUGAUGACAAUUCAAAAGAUGAGGCUGUUAUUGAGAUUCGAGAGGGUCAACAUAAUGUUAAUGAAAAUGGUAACCAACCCUCUGAGAAGAGCAAAGGCAAUUCCAAUGCUAGAAUUUUUACUGACCGAUCAUCAACGCAGAAGCUUCCUACAUUGAAGAAUGAUGUGGUUUUGAGGAGAUGUGAUGCCGUUACUAGUAACAUUCAAUGUGCCUUUUGUCUUUCAUCAGAAGAAUCAGAGGCAUCAGGAGAAAUAGUUCACUAUUAUAAUGGCAAGCCUGUUGCUGCAGAUCACAAUGGAGGGUCCAAGGUUAUACAUUCACACAGGAACUGCACUGAAUGGGCUCCCAACGUAUAUUUUGAAGAUGAUAUUGCUAUGAAUCUUGAAGCUGAGCUAACUAGAAGUCGUAGAAUUAAAUGUUGUUGCUGUGGAAUUAAAGGAGCAUCUCUUGGGUGUUAUGAGAAGAGUUGUCGUAAGAGCUUUCAUGUUAGCUGUGCAAAGAUGACUCCUGAAUGUCGAUGGGAUUCUGAUAAUUUUGUUAUGUUAUGCCCCAUUCAUGCCUCUUCUAAGUUGCCAAAUGAAAGUUCUGAAUCUGAAGCAAGGAGGAAGAAGAGCAACCCUAGAAAACAACCUGGUGCUGAUCAUAAUAAAGUUGCUGUUAAACAAGACAGCAAUACCUGUCAGGAUCUGAAAUUUUGUGGAUCAUCCAAGAAAUUGGUUCUCUGUUGUUCAACUCUCACAAAUGCAGAGCGGGAAUAUGUUGCAGAAUUUGAAAAAUUAUCUGGAGUUACAGUCUUAAAGAAGUGGGACUCUAGUAUCACACAUAUUGUUGCGCCAAUAGAUGAAAAUGGAGCAUGCAGAAGAACCCUCAAAGUAUUGUUGGGAAUCUUGGAGGGGAAGUGGAUACUGAGCAUGGGAUGGAUUAAAGCUUGCAUGGAAGCCAUGAAACUAGUGAAUGAGGAGCCUUAUGAAAUUAGCGUUGACAUUUAUGGAAUCAGGGAUGGCCCUCGACUUGGUAGACUAAGACUGCAGAACAAGGAACCAAAGCUUUUUGAUGGGCUUAAGUUUUACUUCAUGGGAGAUUUUGUACCUUCAUACAAGGGGUAUCUACAAGACCUUGUAAUAGCUGCUGGAGGAAUUGUUUUGCACAGAAAGCCUGUUCCAGAGAGCCAGAAAGGGUUGUCUGGAAGCCCCCUCGAAUGUCGAACCUUCAUUAUCUUUAGUCUUGAGCUACCUGAUCAAUGUCAUCCUAGCAAGAAGGGUACCAUUUUCAACCAAAGGCAGGCGGAUGCAAAGUCUUUGGCAAGUUCUGCUGGAGCCAAUGUAGUAAGCAAUUCAUGGAUUUUGAACUCUGUUGCAGCCUGCAAGUUACAAAAUCUCUCUUAA
Molecule: messenger RNA, 3345 nt
Organism: Rosa rugosa (rugosa rose)
Lineage: Eukaryota; Viridiplantae; Streptophyta; Magnoliopsida; Rosales; Rosaceae
Product: protein BREAST CANCER SUSCEPTIBILITY 1 homolog
Exons: 14
Coding region: 70-3345 (1091 amino acids)
Biological process (GO): double-strand break repair via homologous recombination; negative regulation of fatty acid biosynthetic process; positive regulation of transcription by RNA polymerase II
Cellular component (GO): BRCA1-BARD1 complex; BRCA1-A complex; plasma membrane
Molecular function (GO): ubiquitin-protein transferase activity
Source: RefSeq, a predicted model, not a curated record